Messenger RNA from Caenorhabditis sp. 36 PRJEB53466, 3059 nucleotides. Lineage: Eukaryota; Metazoa; Nematoda; Chromadorea; Rhabditida; Rhabditidae. The record is from the annotation of a GenBank genome assembly.
AUGGCGACGAACAAGUUGUCGGUGAUCGAGGAACGCACAGAGACCCCUUCUGGCGUCGUGUCCACGCUCUCCAAUGUGACCAGGUGAGCAUGCACACCUAAAGAAUUAGUACCGUCACACACACUUUGCAAACAUUUGUCGCAUUUUUGAAACCAUAAUAAAUUAGUAAUAAACCCCGCUGUUUUCUUCAGUUCCGAAGAGCCGAUUUCGAGUAAGAUGGGAAUGGCGGUGCGUGCGUGUCAACUCGGCGAACUCGAGACCGUCCGGUUUCUUCUCGGCGGCUACGUGUCGGCCGACGAACUCGACUCGGACGGAUGCGGACUUUUGCAUUGGGCCGCCAUCAACAACAAGGUCGACAUCAUCAGACUGUGGGUCGCUUCAAAAGUUUUUGGAUGUUAUCUACAUACUUUAUUUUUGUGUCGCAGCUUCCAAGCGCGCUCAUACUCGGCAAUUUUCAAUACGAUAUCAAAACUGUUCAAUUUUGCAUUUCCAGCCUGCUCUCCUACCACGCGAACAUCGACAUCAUCGGCGGAAACAUGCAGUCGACUCCUCUUCAUUGGGCGUGUCAUAAUGCUCAACUCGCAGCCGUUGUCACUCUUGUCAUGGUCAGUCAGCCACCAUUUCUGCUCAUUGAUAGGCAUCGAACCGCUUCAGAACGGAGCGAGUGGCUCGAUCAAGAACGUGAACGGAGAGACGCCGUUGCACAUCGCCGCAGUUUCUGGAAACUUGACACUUCUCGCCUAUUUGCUCGUCAAAUUCGAUCAUAUCAAAGAUGCGCGCGACAAUUUGGGUGACUAGAGGGACCUGAAUCAUUUUCUAAAACAUCCUUCAGGCCGUUCGGCUCUGAUGCUCUCCUCCCACUCCAGUUUUGGUCUGUUUCCGACGCGAAUCUUCAUCAAAUGCGACGCCUUUCUCGAUUUUACCGAUGACAAGUCGGGCGAGACGGCGCUGCACACGAUGAUGUCGCGCCAGAAUUGGAGAGGAGCCGUCGAGCUGCUGUGUGCCGGCGCCGACGAGACGAUCAAGAAUCGAGAGGGACAGACGGCGUUCGAUUUGGUCGACAAAAAGGUUGAAGAACACGUUCGAGGUGUGGUUCGGACGUUUUUCCGAGUUAAAUUUGUCUUCACACGGUCUCCAGAGCUGACAAUAUGGGCACCUAAUGGCGUUUUCAUGAAUUGAGCAGGUUUUCUCUGAUUUUUGUCGUCAAAGGCGAUGAAAAAUGCAUGUUCGACAUGAAAACACACUAAUUCACACAGAAUUAAUGACGUUUUGGCGCAUUUUUCGCGGACUUUGCUUAUUCGCCUUCGCCGCCUAAAAACCGCACUUCUCAUUUUGCGCUUUCUUGACCGUUUUCAGACAGAAUUGGUUUUGAGAAUGAUAAAUCACGUAAAUACAAGCAUUUUGAGCGCUCGAACCGCGAAAAUUACCGAAAAGCAACUGAAAUUCACGCAGUUUUCGCGAAAAACCUUCAAACGGAUAAAUGUGAUUUGCGACUUGACCAAAUUUAACGCUCUUGCGCUUAAAAAAUUCGUAAUAGCCUAUACAAUCGGUCUAUCGAGGGAAAAAUGAGAAAUUAUCGAUUUUUCGUGGCUAAUUUUGCAAAAAACACAAAUUUUGCUGUUAAAAUUUGAAUUUCGCGCCAAUGUAUCGCUCUAUUGGGCGGGGCGCACUUGCGCCCAUUGUCAGCUCUGGAGACCGUGAAUUCAGAACACGUGGCGACUCGACUGAUCCGUGAGAACGGAACGAUUUGGGACAAAGUCACGUCUCGCUGGUUCUUCGUCCAACUCCUCAGCGCCACAAUCACGGCCAUCUGCAUGGGCGCCGGUCUCGGAUUGUACUACCUGACCGGCUUCUGGCCGCUGGUCUCCGCCAUGAUCGUCUCGACGAUCGGUGCGAUUUUCGUGUUUCGAAGACGACGCAUCGACGAGUUGGCGUUCCUUCCGGUCACCUACAUUUGCUGGAUGGGCAUGGCCGAGUUGGCGAUUUUGUGAGUUGUAGCCGAAACUAACCUGAUCAACGCAUUACUAGAAUCUUCGACACGGACGGCUUCAUUCACUGGUCGAUUCUGAUGCUUCUAUGCUCCAUCUGGGUCAUUUCUGCCACGUUUUACUGGGUGUAAGUGUCCAUCCACCGUCCGUGCAAAGCUCCAAUUUCCUUGCCCUUGUCAGCCUGAUCAUCACAAAUCCGGGAGCGCUCGAGCGCAGCGCCGAUCCGUUCGCCAAACUCGUUCGGAACGUCGAGGAGCGGGGCGUCGAGUCGUACUGCUUCACGUGCUGGAUUCCGCGGCGUCGCGGCUCGCACCACUGUUCGCAGUGCGACACGUGCGUCGACGGAUUCGACCAUCACUGUCCGUGGAUUAACAAGUGCGUCUAUCGGCAGAACAUUCGCUUCUUCCUCCUCUUCUGCCUCACCAACUUUUUGUUCGACGUGCUCUACGCGCCGCUGCUCGCCUACAUCGCCGUCGUUUCCGUCGAUCUCAACGGGUUUAGUGAGUCUCUGAAAAAUACGUUGAAUUUAUCGAUUUCCGACUGAUUAUAAACGUUUUUGUGUGCGAAAACUUGGCAAUUUUGGCCGGAAACUCGAACUUUUUUCGUAAAAUUGGAAAUUAUCGAUUUUUGUCGUUUGAGAGUUUUUGAGGCAAACAGAAUCUGCAAAUUUUGAAAAAUGAGCUCGCUUGCAGACGAAACCCUCCGCGAUCACGGAAUUCUCGUCAUCAGUUUCUUCAUCUCAAUCUUGCACGUCAUUGGCGCCGGCGCGAUCACGUACACACAACUUUCGCAGGUCUCUCGCCACGUCACCACCAUUGAGACGUUGCGAAAAUCGCAAGAGGCGGGCAGUGAAAAGUGAGCGCAGAUUUGAAGAAGCAUCGAGUGAACUGUGAUCAUUUCAGAAGCACAUCGGAAGAGUUUGACCCGUGGAACCAUCGGCCGUCCGUGUCCACGAGGAUCCGAAACGUAUGGAAUCUUUUGGCUUUUGAUGAGUUUGGCGAUGAGACGGAUCGAAUUGAGAGCUCGGAGACGUCUUCCGAUUUGACCACCACCACUUUUACGCGAGUUUAA